AGCAGCAGAGGGAGGACAGGGGGAGGAGUGGAGGUGAGCACAGAUCACUUUAGGAUAAAAGUUGCAGCAGCAGACAGUUUGUAGAGUUUCUCCGCUGACUGAAAUCUACCACCUCACUCAGCAGCAGCAGACUGAGAAUCCUCCGUCCUGCAGGAGGUGGAAGAAAACUCAGCGAGCAGCGGAUGAGAAUCUGUGGAGGAUUUCCCAACAGGUGCACCUGCUAAAUGAAGAGCAGCAGGACGUAAAUUUAACUGAGGAUCCACGGCACUGAACUGAACUACAGCUGCAAAAUGACAGCUGCCACAAAGCUUCUGGAUGAGAUGUGCCAUCUGACGGCUCAGUCCCUGUCACCAAUGGACACGUCGGACCACUUCAAGGUCCUGAAGCUCCUGGGUGAAGGCUCGUAUGGAAAAGUCAUGCUGGCUGUUCACAGGAAGAGAGGUACUCCGAUGGCUCUUAAGUUCUUCCCUCGUGAGUCCACCUCUCUCCUCUCUUUCCUGAGGGAGUAUAACCUCUCUCUGUCGUUCUGCACCCACCCGUCCCUCACCAGAGCUCUGGGAAUCGCCUACUCCACACCUUCCCACUACGUCUUCGCUCAGCAAGCAAGCCUCUUCGGAGAUCUCUACGACGUCAUCUUACCAGAGGUCGGGAUGGAGGAGGACUGUUGUCAGCGGGUGGUGUCCCAGCUCUGUGGUGCGCUGUCCCAUCUCCACUCCCUCGGUUUUGUCCACAGGGACCUCAAACCAGAGAACGUCUUCCUGUGCGACUCCGCCUGCCGCUGGGUGAAACUGGGAGAUUUCGGCAUGGUGAAGGCCAGGGGCACCAGGGUCCCGGAGGUCUGGUACAGCUCCCCUUACUGCACCCCUGAGGCGGAGAUUUCACGUGGAAAUGAGGACAGCUGGAGGAGCAUGAAUGAUGGGAAAGAUGCCGUUAAAGAGGAUGAAGAGAAGAAGAAGAAGAAGACACGAGUUUGGGUGUCUGUGGAGCCCAGCACAGACAGCUGGGCGUUGGGGAUCCUGACCUAUGCCAUGCUCACUGGCAGUCAUCCCUGGGCGGAAACAGCCAGCGACUGCCGCUCAUACCUGAAAUAUCGGGAGUGGUUUGACACAGCGAAAGGCCCUGAAGAUGAACUGGACGUGUGGGCAGAGCCGCAUACAGAGAGCGUGCAGGAUGCCAUCGAUUUAGAUGGACCAGAACUUGGAAAGAAGGACCGCAUUCCCACAGCACCCCAGUUUGCAUGUUUCACCCCGCUGGCCUGCUCCUUCUUCCAGGCGCUCCUCGACCCGAGGCCCCGGCUUCGUGGACGGCCUGAGGACGCGCUGAGUUACCUCGGGGGAGACUGGAUGAUGGAGAAGGAGAGGGUGAGGCUGGAGGAGGAGAGGAAGAAGAGCAGAGGGAAAGGUGCGAUCAGAAACAUGAAGGAGAUGGAGGGAAGAGGAGAGAGAUAAACACAGACUGUUUAUGCACUUGAUGAGACUAUGAUGAAUUAUCUCAAUGUUAUAUUGGGUUUAUUUUAUCAAACCUCUCAAAUAUUUGUUUGUACUUUAGCAAACAGACUUUGUUGCUUUUCAAGAAACCAUUGUGGUCAUGAGUAGCCUACACUGUGAUAUAAAGCUUGCACAGAAGUGACCAAGUAAAAAAGCAAAACAUUUAUGGUUCAACCUGGUAAAAGGUUAUUAGCAUUAGCUGUUUGUUUGUUUUGUUUACAUAACUUUAAAUGUAUCUAAUAGCUUCGUAUCUUUUGGUCAAAACAAGUCAUUUGAGGACAUCACCUCGCACUCGAUGGCCAUUUUUCGUCACAAGUCAAAAGUGGCAGGUGGAAAAAUUCCUUCCCACACAUUUAACCCCUUCAAACGUGACGAAAGCAACUUUGGGAAAAUCCCCUUCGUUAAAUGGAAACAACAGGGUUUAUGGGAAAUCUGUUUUCAAUUUGGAGAAACUAACGGGACUGUGGGAGGUUCACAGCUGUUUUGAUCAGGGUAUUAUUUGUUUUUGGCCAUUAAUUAAUUGAUUUUGCUAAUUUUUUAUAUUAAUUAUUAAUAUUGAAUAUAGAAAUAAUUGUAUCUUAUAUCAGCUUGAAAAAAAAUAGUGCAACAGUUGCAUUUCUGGAGAUGACUUAAGUGCUGUAAUGGUAUAUCAUGUCCUUGAAAAAGACUCUUUAACACGCUGCAUCUAUAUUUAGGUCCAGACUUCUGAAUGUGUAAUACGUCAUAGUCGGCUAUGAACUGUACACACACUGCAGCCGUGCACAGUUUUACAGCCAUAAACUCGUCCAGUUUGAAUACAACCACAGACAGAAAAAAUGCAUUUAAAUCGAACAUCAUCAGCCUUUCUGAAAGUAGAGACUUAUCCGUUACCAAUAUUUUAGUAGCACGUGUGUUAGCGGUUCACUGUAUAUUUCAACUUUUAGCAGCGUUAUUUUGUACUUUAACAUUAGCACUUAUCCUAAGCUGUUGCUGUAGCACUUUGUACAUAAUUACAAAACUGUGUCUUCUAUUAUUUUGUAUGGCUGAAUGUUCCUUACACAUCACAUCAGAAUUGAAUGUAUGAAAUUAUGAUUUAAUACAUUAAAUUAAAUAUUACAUAACAGUUAUACUGCCUUUCACGGGUUACAAUGUAAAUGUACAAUGUAAAAUACUUGUGUAUUUAUGUAAUUGUACCCACUUUACAGACAUGCAGUUUAUAAAAUGUAAUUUAAAUACAAUUUUUUGUAAAAUGCUCUUUUUCGAAUAACAGUGUGAUAGUACAAUGAACUGUCCAAUAUUAUUACUGUGCAUCAAAAAGACUCACAACUGCUACUGAUCAGCAAAUAAAUAGAUUUUUAUAUUGA
Seriola aureovittata is the source of this 2830-nucleotide messenger RNA. RefSeq names its product serine/threonine-protein kinase SBK2. Gene Ontology annotation, biological process: peptidyl-serine phosphorylation; peptidyl-threonine phosphorylation. Gene Ontology annotation, molecular function: ATP binding; protein serine/threonine kinase activity. The transcript is spliced from 5 exons. Lineage: Eukaryota; Metazoa; Chordata; Actinopteri; Carangiformes; Carangidae. Bases 291 to 1448 code for a protein of 385 amino acids. The record is from RefSeq and is a predicted model, not a curated record.